This is a messenger RNA of Merops nubicus (carmine bee-eater), 1635 nucleotides long. RefSeq names its product origin recognition complex, subunit 2 (gene ORC2). Gene Ontology annotation, molecular function: DNA replication origin binding. Gene Ontology annotation, cellular component: nucleus; nuclear origin of replication recognition complex. The transcript has 15 exons. The annotation marks the transcript as partial. The record is from RefSeq and is a predicted model, not a curated record. Lineage: Eukaryota; Metazoa; Chordata; Aves; Coraciiformes; Meropidae. Gene Ontology annotation, biological process: DNA replication.
GUGUUAAAGCACGGAAGGACAAGACUCGGCUGACAGCCAGUGUAAAGAGAUUUGUGAAGAAGCUCGAGGAUGUUUCAGAUGGUGAAGCUCAGGACAUCUUGGAAGAGAAGAGCUAUGUUGCUGCUCUUGGAAUAUGUGUCCAAGACCCAAGUGGAAAUAAUGCAAGUGUAAGUGGUGGUGAAGUUUUCUCAUUCCAGACUCCCAAACGCCACAGCAAAAUGUCAGAGCUGGCCUCUGAAUUAGCCCAGACACCAGUACAGAGUGUUGCAUCUGAUCGCUCUGAGUGCCCUGAGAAGACAGCCAAAACACCUCAAAGCACCAGAAGUUCAAGUUCAAAAAAAGUGCAGCUGAAUAAUGAAGAGGAAGGAACUGUGUCUACCACACCUUACAGACUCAGAAAGAGGAUAGCAGCUCCAGAUCUCUAUUUAGAAAGUGAGAGUGAAUAUUCUGCAUCCUGCUCAGAGGAGGAGGAGGAGGAUGAAGAUCAGAAGGAAGUCAGCAGUGUUUUAUCCAGUCGAAAGACACCAGCAAAAACUAAGGGUACAUCUAUACCUCCUCCCAGAAACACCCUAGCCAAAAAAAAUCGGGAGGAGAAGAUGAGCAACGUGGUGGAGGAAUACUUUGAAGCUCACAGUAGUUCCAAAGUGCUCACUUCAGACCGAACGCUGCAGAAGUUGCGGAAAAAAAGAUUGGAUCAGCAAACACUGCAUGACCUUUUGAAGAAAGCUCCCUUUCCAUAUGCUGCUGAAAUACAAGAGCUAAGCCAGCAACAUGAAUCCCUGUUUUCCAAGUGGGUGCUGCAGUUGCACUUGGGCUUCAAUAUUGUGCUUUAUGGACUGGGCUCAAAGCGUGACUUGUUAGAGAAGUUUCGUACCUCUGUGCUCCAGGAUUCUGUUCACCUGGUGGUUAACGGAUACUUCCCCAGCAUCACCGUGAGAUCUAUUCUCAACUCCAUCACAGAGGAGGUACUGAACCAUAUAGGGACCUUCCGCAGCCCACUUGACCAACUUGAAUUCAUCAUUAAAAGCUUUAAAGAAGAUUCAUCUUUAGAGCUCUACAUCCUCAUUCAUAACCUGGACAGCCAGAUGUUGAGGGGAGAAAGAAGUCAGCAGAUCCUUGCACAGUUAUCUUCUCUGCCCAAAAUUUACCUCAUUGCUUCUAUUGAUCACAUCAAUGCUCCUCUCAUGUGGGAUCAGGCAAAGCUAAGCCUUUACAGCUGGCUCUGGUAUGAAACAACCACGUUCAGUCCUUACGUGGAGGAAACGUCGUACGAGAACUCCUUUUUGGUGCAGCAGUCUGGGUCUUUGGCUCUGAGCUCCCUCACGCAUGUCCUGCGCAGCCUCACUCUCAAUGCCAGAGGAAUAUUCAGGCUGCUUGCUCAAUACCAACUAGAGAACAAGGACAACCCGUCUUAUUCAGGGCUGUCUUUCCAAGACUUCUACCAGCAGUGUCGGGAGGCUUUCCUUGUGAACAGUGACCUGACCCUCAGGGCACAGCUCACAGAGUUCAGGGACCACAAGCUCAUCCGGACCAAGCGGGGAGCUGAUGGUGUGGAAUACUUAUUAAUUCCUGUAGAUGACAGCACCUUGACUGACUUCUUAGAGAAAGAAGAUGAAGAUGUAUGAUGUCUCUGUU